Molecule: messenger RNA, 818 nt
Organism: Mus caroli (Ryukyu mouse)
Lineage: Eukaryota; Metazoa; Chordata; Mammalia; Rodentia; Muridae
Source: RefSeq, a predicted model, not a curated record
UUGAGUAACUUAAUAGGGGCUGCACUCAUCCAGGCACAGGCUGUUUUGAGCAAAAAGACUGAACGUGACAGCUUUUGGGGAUUUUUCUUUUUGAAUCGUAAGCGUGGCUACACUCUAGUUUUGUUUUUUGUUUUUCCUAUUUUAAACUCUAUCAGACUAGAGAGAAAGAAUACCAAUCAGCAAGAACACGGGAACACUACUCCAAAGCUAGGAGCUUGCAUAUAGUGGAGAGUCAGGUGGUCUUAGAAUGGGAGGAGCAGUAUGCUUUCCUCUAUGAAUUUGCCUAAACAGCCUGGAGUCUGCAAGCACUGGAAGUAGUGGAGGCUCAGAGACUAGCGAUCACUACACCGUGAAAGUUACUUCCUCAUUGGGCCGAUGCCAAGGGACUGGACCUUCCUUCCUGAGACAUCAUGGCCUUGACCCCAGAACUGAGCAGACAAACCAAACUGAAAGAGGUAGCAGGGAUCCCACUGCAGGCUCCAACUGUGGACAACUGGAGGCAGAUUCAGACCUUCGAGGCCAAGCCAGACGACCUCCUCAUUUGUACUUACCCUAAAUCAGGGACAACAUGGAUUCAAGAAAUCGUGGACAUGAUUGAGCAGAAUGGGGAUGUAGAGAAGUGCCGGCGAACCAUCAUUCAACACCGACACCCUUUUAUUGAGUGGGCACGGCCACCCCAACCAUCAGGUGUGGACAAAGCCAAUGAGAUGCCAGCUCCAAGAAUAUUAAGGACCCAUCUUCCCACUCAGCUGCUGCCAUCAUCUUUCUGGACAAACAACUGUAAGGACACUUCCAGCUCAUAGUAGUCAGCAUAAGAU